This is a messenger RNA of Rhizophagus irregularis DAOM 181602=DAOM 197198, 1211 nucleotides long. RefSeq lists its product as uncharacterized. Lineage: Eukaryota; Fungi; Glomeromycota; Glomeromycetes; Glomerales; Glomeraceae. The record is from RefSeq and is a predicted model, not a curated record.
AAAAUAUAUAAAUUAUGACCUCAAGUUCUCGCAACGAUACAGCAGAUGACUCAGGAGUUCGUUAUUUUCCUUAUCGUAUCACGUGUUCCCAGUCUCGACAGUCUAGUCAACUUACUUCUCAGCUUAGUGACUCUAAUCAACUUCCUCUCCAGCCUACACAAGAGCACUUAUCCUCCGUGGCUAUUAAUUCAGCAAGAGAAAAAUUGCUCACAUUUAAAAAAGCCCGAGAAGAAGGGGAAGAAGUGGAAGAAAGUACCUUCCUUUGUUCGUUCAACAGUAAUAGGACGUAUCACAGUAUUGAUGGGUAGAUGGAAUGAUCAGGAUUUGGAUUAUGGUACUGAUGCAACCGCAAUUCUGGGUCAAAACAUUGCAAAGGAAUCUGAUUUUUGGGUUCGACCAAGACAUCGUCCCGAUCCACCAGCUGGAUCAGGUCAGGGCGUAGAUGGAAAGGAUAAAGCAUAUCCAACAAUGAUGAUUGAAGUUGGUUUUUCUCAGAGUCUCCCGCCUGAUCCUCAUCAAAUAGCCGCUCUCUACUUUAAUCGACGAACCACAAUCCAGAUUGUGUUAACCAUCAAGAUAUUUGGAAAACGUAUAAACACUAAUACAAACACUAGUACUAUUGCACUAAUUUCUGCAUUGUACCUUCGUACAAGCACAACCCCACUGAUUCUAACUAGUGUCAUUUUUUCAUUUCUUUUGGGACAGCAAAUCCUGAUACAAAUAUUGUAAAAUAUAUUAUUAAUCAAAUGGGUGUUCCUUCUGGUAGCUUUUAUUGGUGUUGGACAUUCUGAUCCUAAUAAUAAUAAUAAAUUUCCUCCUUGCAAUGCGGCAAAUCUUCCAGAUUACCAAAUGAAUAUUCCUAGGCCAGAAAUAUUUGAUGGAGUUCACAUUUACUUCCCGCAGGGUUUCCUAUUGUACCAAAUACACCUCCUGCAGGGUUUGCUGCCGGAUUUAAUUUGGAUCUCUGGGAAGUUCAAGACAUAAUACGACGACACAUAUAAUUUUAUAGGUGUGAACUUGGUUGGCUGAAAAAGCAUUAAUAAAAAAAGUCUAUUGCAUUUAAUUUGUAUUACAUAUUAGUGUAAGAAUGCAAUGUUAUUUAUUUUUUUGCGAGACAACUUAAUCAUCAUCAUUAGUAGAAAAUUUUUCUCAAAGUAAAUUUUUUAGCUAACACUAAUUUUAAUAAAAAAGAUUAUCUGUUAUACUUUCAC